Messenger RNA from Kockovaella imperatae, 1123 nucleotides. RefSeq lists its product as hypothetical. The coding region runs from base 154 to 972 and encodes 272 amino acids. The transcript has 4 exons. NCBI's taxonomy places the organism in Eukaryota, Fungi, Basidiomycota, Tremellomycetes, Tremellales, Cuniculitremaceae. The record is from RefSeq and is a predicted model, not a curated record.
UCGAUGCCAAUGGCGUCUUCAACGACGCUUACACCAUGCUGUCUCAAUGGACUCCAGGUUACGGCUUUGGAUCCCUCGCGGUUCCCCCGCAUGGCCAUGCUCCCCAGAACACGUUUGCCUUUGUGGCGGAUUCACUCAACAUGAACAGAACGAAUGAGUAAUGGCAUGUCCUGGCUGGAGCUGACCAUCUUUUCCUCUCAAGACGACAAGCCCAUGCCUAUCUCGACGGAUCCCUAUGAUGCCCAACUGUUCCACCCUGCCCCAUCUUACCCAUCAUCGUAUCCUGGAGCUCGACCCCAGGCAGUCAGCGGGAAAGAAAUCGGCAUCGAUCCAGGCGUCUUAGGUGGCUUUCACAACGUUUCUACCGGUGCUCAUGUGGCAGAUGACGCAGAGACUGACCCGGCAUCCCCCGCACUUCGACCCAUCUCUCCUCAUGAGACGAUCCCUGAUCCGCCCGGCGUGCGACGAAGCUCUCGACCCAAACUCCGCCCUCGAUCCGACUCUUACCUCAACAAGCUCAGACAAUCUUCGAACAAGUCGAUUUUGGAGGAGGAUGAAGAUCACGAUGAUGAUGAUGAUGAUGAUAAAAUCAUGCGAGACGAAGCCGAUUCGCCGGAACGACUCGAACCCAUUGAUAUGGCUGAUGAGGACGAGCUUGAGCAGCUCAGAUUAUUGGAAAUGGGCGGACCGGCAAUGAAGAAAGAUAAAAGGAGACUCCAAAACAAGCUCGCCCAGAGAUCUUUCCGUGCCAGAUCGAGAAUUGUCCGACGAGAAGCCGCCAACCACCUCGCAGACGUCGAAGUGAAAACGGUCAAUCAGAUGGAAGAGCUCAAACUUCUCCGUAUCAUGGUUGAAAACCUGCGCAAAGAGAAUCUCGAACUCAAACGAAGAUUCAGUGAAGACUUCCCCAUGCCCUCUCCCACCAUCAGUAAGAGCGGCAGCGGCAGGAAACGAAAGGCCUCAGGGCCUUAGAGGUCGAUAUUCUAGCGGAACGAUUUCAAGGUACUGCCCCCUUGAUGCUCCACCUCGAUACUCAAAACAUAUACUUUAAAACGUCGUCUCAAAGACGACACAAGGCAUCAUGGCGGCCGAAACGAAGCUUGUGUAACAUCACUAUUGUGUG